AUGGAACGAGCAGCUGUCUGGAUUGCUGUGGAAUACAUUUGUAGAAUCCUCAGAAUUUCUACAGCAUCAGUUCUUCUGGGAGUAGGAAUAGAAACCAACCUUCAGGGAGCAUUCAGAAGUCUUGGUAUCUAUCUUCUACUCCACGCUAUCUAUCCGAUGGACAAAAGAGCUAGACUGGGUGGCUUUCAAAAGUUUUUAGCCUAUACACUGAUGUCUGUUGUGUGUUUUCUGCACCCAGUCCUGAUGUGGCAUGCUACUAUUCCAGGAGCCAUGCUUUUUACAACUGGCUUUUCCUACUUCAUAAUAAGUAAAAAGAAAAAGACAAAGCUGUCUAAAGACCCAGCCAGCCAAUCUGAGUGCUAUGCAGAUCCUUCUGCUACGUUGGUGGAUGUGACAGAAACAGGGGAUACAGAGCAAACGUAUAGCUUCAACAAUCCUGUUAAAAAACAGAAGACAACUCCCUUAGCAUCCCUUCAGAGCAUACUGAAAAUCAAACCGUCAAAAGAUAAUGAGCCGUCUAUGAUUCACCAAAGCUUACCUGAGGAUAAACCACUGAUAAACAUGGGCAGGAAAAGACAGGUACAUUUUGAAGAAAAUGCAGUAACAAUGAUUCCAGCUGAGCCUGAAAGCCUGCAUAAUCACAACAUACCGGGUUUAGAGGAAAAUACUUCAGACACGACUCCCAUCAUCAGACCAUAA
Molecule: messenger RNA, 699 nt
Organism: Polyodon spathula (Mississippi paddlefish)
Lineage: Eukaryota; Metazoa; Chordata; Actinopteri; Acipenseriformes; Polyodontidae
Product: transmembrane protein 72-like
Exons: 4
Coding region: 1-699 (232 amino acids)
Source: RefSeq, a predicted model, not a curated record